Molecule: messenger RNA, 2318 nt
Organism: Magnolia sinica
Lineage: Eukaryota; Viridiplantae; Streptophyta; Magnoliopsida; Magnoliales; Magnoliaceae
Product: pectate lyase 1-like
Exons: 4
Coding region: 459-1631 (390 amino acids)
Molecular function (GO): pectate lyase activity
Source: RefSeq, a predicted model, not a curated record
UUUCAGCAUGAUUAUUAGAUGGUUGACUAACUAUAACAUCCCAGCCUUCCCUGCAUGUGGGCCACAUGGGUGGACCCUUGCUACUGAGUUUUUUUAGUACUCCUAAUAAGGCAAAAUGCACUUGCCCAAACAUAGGUUCGUUUUGCAAUCCAGAGAAAUUCGUGAUUUUUAUCUACACGUGUCAUUUUGCAGGCUAUUAGAAUAACCUUCAAACAAUCGUGCCAGAUUCACGUUAAACUUCGUGGGGCACCUUAAAAUCCCACCGUCCAAGAGAGGAAGAAGCAAAGGACGAAUCUAACCACCAACCCAUCACAUUCUAUUUUGAGCUGAACUCAUUUAAAACCUCCCAAACACUCCCGUAAAACCAAUGGUGCUAAUACAAGCACUAGGCCCACCUUCAAACACUUCUCUCACACCUCUUAUAACCCACAUCUAAUCUCACUUGAUCAGCACUAAUCAUGACUUCAGGAGGCCCACCCAUGAUCAUCAUCAUCUCCAAGCACUUGGGCCUCUCUCUUCUUCUCUUUCUCUUCUUAGCAAAUGCCACUGCUGCUGUAAGGGCGAAGAGCCCUGGCAUGAACAUCAUCGACCAAUGCUGGCGGACAAACCAGAACUGGGCCAGGAACAGGCAACAGCUAGCGACGUGCUCGAUUGGGUUCGCAGGCAAAAUGACAAACAAUGUGGGUCGGGGUCUGACGGUAUACACGGUUACAGACGCCAGCGAUGACCCGAUGAAGCCUCGCCAGGGGACGCUGCGCUACGGAGCAACGAUGCUAAAAGGAAAGGUUUGGAUUAAGUUCCAGAAGGACAUGCAGAUAAAGCUUGAGAAGCCACUUCUAAUCAGUAGCUUCACAGCCAUUGAUGGCCGUGGGGCGAAUGUCCACAUCGCCCAUGGCACAUGCUUCUUGCUUCAUGAGGUGACCAACGUUAUCAUCCAUGGGCUCCACUUCCACCACUGCCACAAACCCAAUCCCGGCCCAGUGAUCGGUCCAGGAGGGAAGAUCGUGCAAUUGGGAAGGCAGGAUGGCGAUGCCAUCGCCAUCGUUGGGUCCACGAAGAUCUGGAUUGACCAUAACACCCUCUACGAAUGCCACGACGGUCUCCUAGACGUUACCCGUGGAUCGACAGACGUGACUAUAUCAAACAACUGGUUCAAUAACCAUGACAAGGUGAUGCUUUUGGGCCACGAUGACGGGUUCGUGAUGGACAAGAGAAUGAGAGUGACAGUGAUCUUCAAUCGCUUUGGCCCCAAUUGCCAUCAACGAAUGCCCAGGGUUCGACAUGGGUAUGCUCAUGUCACAAACAAUCUCUACCAAGGCUGGGGAAUGUACGCCAUCGGCGGAAGUAUGAAUCCCAGCAUUAGAAGCGAAGCAAAUCUCUUCAUAGCUCCGAAAUCCAGCAACAAAGCGGUAACAUGGAGGGAAGGAGGGAAGGGAAGUGGAAAGUCAUGGAAUUGGCAGUCAGUGAAUGACCACUUUGUUAAUGGAGCUUACUUCAAACAGACUGGUAGUGGUGGAGUAGCCCCACGAUACAACCGAUACCAAAGAUUUAAAAUUGCAAGUGCUGGGGCGGUGAGGACAUUGACAAGAUCUUCAGGCGCCCUGCGUUGCUUUACAAGAUAUAGGUGUUGAUUGGAACCUAUGUAGAGAGGAAAUCUAAUUGUAGGAGGAUGAGAUAAAAUCACUAAGGGAAAAAAAAAGGCUUCUCCUCUUUUUAUCAAAACUUCGUAGGUUUCCCUCCAUUUAUCAGAGAUACAAAAUAUAGUGGCAGGUAGAGUAACUGUUAUAGCCUAAUCUGCUUGCACUUCGUCUGUGAUAGUGCCAAACACAGCAGAAUUGUCAGUCGAAAUAAAAUUUCCAUGAAUUGGGAAAUGCUUUUUUAAAUUUUUAUUAUUUGAUUGUUCAAGAACAAGAUCAUCAGCAUCAUCAUCUAAGCCUUAUCCCAAUUAAUUGGGGUUCAAGAACAAGAUGAGAAGGAAAAAAUUUUAAAAAGCCGUGAUUGUACCUUUCGGUGGUAUUCCUUUCAAAUAUGGCACUUUGUGCCAAGGGAGAUGUGAUGGCUACUGAGCCCAUAGUUCAAAAACCCAAAAACUUAACUUGAUGUCCUACUAGGUCGGGUUGACUCAAAGACUCAACUUGACUCAGACAUUUAAGUAUUAAAUUAACAAGGAUAUUUAAGUAAUAAUGCUUAUUUAAUAUAAAAAGUUGACAUGGGCUUCCAAAGAUGAAAUGCAUGACUUGUCUGCAGAGUAACUUUGACUCCCUAAGAAAAGUCAAGCAUCGAAUCUCACACACCCUGCUUUCAUUUUUUUAAUUAUG